ACUUGAUCUAAAGGGAAGAAAUGGUUCUCAAACAGUCCCAGGAAGAAAGAAGAGAGAGACCCUGAGGACAAUAGUGAUGCUAUGAACAAUUCUUUGGAAGAUGGUGAAAACACAAAGGGCUUUGGCUGGUGCAGAAAAGGAAGAACUGACUAGACUAAGAGAGCAAGUGAAUGACUUGCAGACAAAAUUAUCGGAGAAAGAAGAGGUUUUAAAGUCAAUGGAAAUGUCAAGGAACCAUUAUCAAAAAAAUGUCAAGGAACCAGGUAAACGAUAUCCAAGAAAAGCUUGAAGCAACAAAAACGAUUGGUUGCUGAGAAGGAGAUGUUGGUUAAGUCUAUGCAGUUACAAUUAUCGGACACGAAGAUCAAACUUGCAGACAAGCAAGCUGCCCUUGAGAAGACUCAUGACCUUAAGAUUGCCCUAAAAUCCUCUUUCCCUCCCGCUUCUUUUUUUCCCAAUUUCCAUCUGUAUUUCAAGAAAAAUAAAUUGAGUCUGAAGAGUAGAGUUGCUGCUGUUAUUAACAAUGACGGUGAGUUCGUGAGUUUGGUUCCUUAUGUUAAGAAGGAACAUCCACAGACUCCAAAACCCGAUUUAUUAAAACCCUCAUUGAGUUCUUCUGAGAGACGUGGCUGCACUCAUGGAAUAUAAAGGCUUGUCUUUGACCGAGACAGCAGCUUAUGUUGUUGACCAAUCCGUUCCCAGAGGAAGCUGUGGACUCGUUGCUGUCUCUGCCAAAGCUGAAGUCACACUACCGGUAUGUUCAGGGCUUGUGCUACCGAAGAUGGUUACUCUGAGAUCGCAAUCUGGCCAAACAACUGAUACCACUAGACUUGCUUGCAGUCUUUAGAAUCGGCCGGUUUGAAUCGUAGUCGGAUCAGUAAAGUUAAAACAAAAGGGUUAAGAUGCAAAUUAAUAAAACCAUCAUUGUUUGUUUGUUAUGGGUUCUCUUUAGGCUUUCGUGUUCACUA
Molecule: messenger RNA, 968 nt
Organism: Camelina sativa (false flax)
Lineage: Eukaryota; Viridiplantae; Streptophyta; Magnoliopsida; Brassicales; Brassicaceae
Source: RefSeq, a predicted model, not a curated record